This is a messenger RNA of Labeo rohita (rohu), 2650 nucleotides long. RefSeq names its product psychosine receptor. Bases 147 to 1169 code for a protein of 340 amino acids. Gene Ontology annotation, cellular component: membrane. NCBI's taxonomy places the organism in Eukaryota, Metazoa, Chordata, Actinopteri, Cypriniformes, Cyprinidae. The transcript has 2 exons. Gene Ontology annotation, biological process: G protein-coupled receptor signaling pathway. The record is from RefSeq and is a predicted model, not a curated record. Gene Ontology annotation, molecular function: G protein-coupled receptor activity.
GAAGUGAUGUUUGUUCUUACUUCCUCCCAAUGUGGAGGGGAUCGCAGUAAUGUAUAGUUCUUUCAUGUAUAUCUUUGUAAAUCUUAUUAUAUUUUUAUCAUUUUAAAGACUGCUGAAUCGUUGCGCUUAUGCUGCCGUGAACAACAAUGAACAACUCCGGCCUGAACGAAUCAGUCGACUGCCACCCUGUACAUCCUGAGAAGACGGUAUUCAUAGCCCUGCAUCUGACUGUAAUCCUGAUCGGCAUCCCGUCCAACAUAUUCUUUCUGUUUGUGUCGUAUCGGCUCAUCCGUCAGAAGAACGAGCUGGGCGUCUAUCUGUUUAACCUGGCUCUCUCAGAUCUAUUGUUUAUCACAUGUUUACCAGUGUGGGUUCAGUACACUAUUAACGACAUGUGGCUUUAUGGCAAAACAAUGUGUGUUGUUUGUGUCUUCCUGCUCUUCACGAACUUCUACACCAGCGCUGUACUUCUGAGCUGCAUCGCAGUGGAUCGCUACAUAGCCAUCGUUCACCCGCUCAAAUUUUCCAGUUUUAGAAGAUGCAAGACUGCGGUCAGCGUGACCAUUGCUGCUUGGACUUCUACUGUCGUAUUCAAUGCAAUGACCGUGAAUUCAGACAGUGUCUACUAUGAGGUUGAGAAUUACACAAUCUGCUUGGAUUCGUUUCCUUUGCCCCCAACACAAAGACCGGUCUACGUGGCUCGUUUCGUAGUGGGCUUUCUCAUUCCCGCAUUGGUGGUGGGUUUCUGUUAUUGGCAGAUAUGUUCGGACGUGAAGAAAAACCAAACACUUGGGCCGAUGGAGCGCCGGCACGUCUUCAGGCUUCUUGGAAGCAUCUCGUUAACUCUUUAUUUGUGUUUCGGACCUGUGCACAUCAUGAUGGUUUUGAGGGUUUUGCUGGAGGAUUGUCCGUAUCCCAACUGGCUCUUUAUUGGAUAUAAGGUCAGCACCUUCCUCUCAAUGCUCAACUGCUUGGCCGAUCCACUCCUGUACGGCUUCACAAGCAAAACGGGUCAAGCCAGUGCUUCAAACAUGUUACUCAUCCUCAGAAGAACAUGGAAGAAAGAGCAUCAAACAGAGGUGGAACAACAAAACAGCCAAAUCCUCAAAAACAGUACCAUUCCGAUCACAGAGGAACCAUUCAUGUCCAAACUCAACACUGACUGCUAGUGAUUUGAUCGUGAUGAUGUUUAUAUGUGCUAUACUGUAUUACAAAAAGACUGGACUAAAAAGUAAGCAUACUUUACAAGCUGUAUGUUCAAAAACAAACUCAUUUAUCUAAAACAUCCAGGUUGUAAGCUCAUUUAUCUAAAACAUCCAGAUUGAACAACAAACUCUUCCUGUAUUAAAAGGAAGAAUAAAGGAAAAGGUGAUGUUUAAAGAAAAAGACUGAUCAAUGAACUGUCUGCCAGCAUCAAAACAACAUACACUUACGAAAAGCCUUGCUUUUUUGAGAAAUGAGAACAGCGUUUCAACAGCAUUUCCUGCUAAAUAGUCCAGUGCAGGCACCAGCUCGCAUUUCUCAGUUUCAUUUUCACACCCUCUUCUUCCCUAAUAUUUUGCACAAGGUGUUAUAAACAUUGUGACAUCCCUAGUACAUAUUAUGGAUGUCACAAAUACUCAAUAUAAUAUUGAACCGUUCGGUACGACCUCCACGGUUCAGUACGUGCUUGUGAAUUGUGGUUUUACGGUUUUGCAUUUAAAAAAUUUCCUUGUUUUAUUUCUCUCAAAAUUUGCUGUGUGAGCCAAGUACUGCUCACUGCAGAGCCAAAUGGCCUCCAGCUCCCCCUCUCUGGAGGUCCAGCUCCACCUCUGUGUGAACUAAUGGGUGGAGUUAGGGUUAGGAUAGGGUAAGGGGUAGGGUUAGGGUGUGGUUAGGUGUCUAUCUCCACCCAUUACCUCCAGCGAGGGGGAGAUGGAGCUCCAGCUCCUCCCAUCUGGCUCUGCGGCGAGCACCCUCUCGUGUGUGCCCGUAAUUUCACGUGCUGAAAUGAAGAAACGCUUCCCCAUUUAUAUUUGAAAGAGCAACACAAGCAGAGCAUCUUCCAUUCUAAUGAAAUGCAAUGACAAGCCUUUCUAAACCUGUUGUCCAACAAAAAAGAACAUUAUAACUUAUUUUUACUUCACAGCAUCAGUCGAGUGUUUGAAAUAACUUCCUUUUGUGAUCUGAUGUGGCUUUUUAUCAUAGAAUGAGGCAGACAAUAUAUUCUAUACUGUAUGUCGAUUAUGGCUUACAAAAUACAAACACAAGCGAGAUGGCUUGAAGAACACAAAUAAACCAUAUAUUACUGCAGACGAGUGUUUAUUGUCCUUACAUUUCAUCAUUCAAAACGUUUAACGUUAUAUCUUGUUUUUAUUCAGUUACAGCAAAAGCGAUGCAUUUAUCCAUAUCAGAGAAACUGGAACAGAACGUAAUCAGUGCUACUUCUUUGACGCAUGUCUAUUUUCUGCUCGAGGGUAUCCAGUAUGAAUGAAACCCAUCCUAUUUUGCGUAAAAAUCGGAAAAAUAAUACCUCUCUCAAAAGAAUAUUAAGCAGACAUAUAAUAAUCCAUGCUUUUUCCAGUGUACAGAGGUUUGCAGAAGUAUUUUGUUGUUAAUUAGAUGCAAAAAAACACUCUAAUGUGGUAAGCUAUCAGAACCGAACCGAACU